AUGGAUCCCUAUGGCUCUGCUCUGAACCGGAGUCAUUCUUUGGCCAGUGGUUUGGAGAAAACAUCCCCCACAUGGAACAAGCCCCCACACUCUCGAAGCAGCAGCACAGUCUCCUCCCCUCACUCCAGACUGAUCAUCAAAGACUGGGAGAUAAUUGACGACCUCCAUGUUGAAACAAAUGCAGCAGGAGACAGUCUUCAGGACAUGACUACUCCAGGCAUCUGUGAGGGGUACCUGCUCAAGAGGAGGAAGUGGCCUCUGAAGGGUUGGCACAAGAGAUAUUUUGUCUUAGAAGCUGGGAUUUUGAGAUACUCCAAAAGUCAACAUGAUGUGUCAAGAGGACGUGUCCAGGGGUCAUUAGACAUAAGCCAUGCAGUCAUGUCAAUAAAUAAAAAAUCCAGUCGGAUUGAUUUAGAUGCAGGGGAUAUUCUUUACCAUAUGAAGGCCAAAAAUCAUGAACUUUUUUACAUUUGGGUGACAAAGCUACAAGCCCAUCGUUCGUACAAGAAAAAUUCACAAGUUCACAGUGGGUUCCUCCAGUCCCUGACAAACAGCACUUCCAUUAUAACCAAUGGAAUUAGUAGCUCCAAAAACCUGACUGUCCCAAAUGCACCAAAGCCCCCCUCACCGUACACAGCGGUGAACAGCAAAGUAGCUGCCUGGCUCCAACAAUCACACACCCCAGAGACUUGUGCUCAAGAGCUGAACAGGUGCCAUUUGGACCUGUCUGAGUUAAAUCGUUUAAUCCAGAGGUUGCAGGCUUUGGAAACAGGCCAAAUCGUUGGUAAUGGAGAUCUGCAGCGGAUCAUUAGCAUUCAGAAUUUGUCACUUGAAAAGCCCAAAAGACCAAGGUCAGCAAAAAUGUGGGGUCAUUCACGCACAUUGUCAAGAGUCGAAGCCCUGGGACUGCCUGUUCGGGGGAUUCCCAAAUCGCUGUCUUCCAGUCAGUUGAGUAGCUCAUCACAGCUCGACGCAUCAGUCCCUUCUAUACCGGACUAUGUUUACUCACAGUUAGCUCCACCCACUGCUUUAUCACCCGAGAGCAAGAAACUACAGCAGGACAUCUGCACCACGUCACUGCGAGUGCUUUCUUCCCUGAAGUCAGUUCAUGAGACCCUCUCACAGGAGCGUCAAAAACUUCAAGAAGUUUGGGAAACAAACAACUUGAACCAUCUCACAUUACCUGUAGUAAGUCAGUUAUUGUCUCUGUUCCAUGGACCUCUUUACUGUUUAUAGUUCACACUGUCCUCCUCCUCUCCACAGACUGAGGCUGUCAGGUCCCACGGUGCUCCAUCUGUGGCAGAUUCAGCGGCUGAAUAUUUUGACGCCAGCGAUGAUCUGCGGUGUGGGAGUUCAUCUGAGGUCACGGACGAGUCUGGACUCAGCGACGGGAGCACCACAAACUCUGAGCCAGAGGAGGGCCAUGCAUUGGCCACUCGUAAAUAUCGUGCCAGCAUUUCCAAAGCCCCUCACAGUGUCCCCCCCAAAAGCACAGGACGAAGGACCAAAUUGCCCACAUACUGUCCCGACAACAGCCAUGUGGGCCUAGUCGCUAUCCUGUACAACAACAUAGGCAAGGAUCUGGCUCGAGUGUCGAUGCCCGCUGCUCUGAAUGAACCGGUGAACCUGCUGCAGAGACUGUGUGAGGAGCUGGAGUACAGUGAGCUCCUGGACACAGCAGCCAAUACACCAGACCCCUACCACAGGAUGGUUUACAUUGCUGCCUUUGCCAUCUCCGGUUACUCUACGGCCACUUUCAGAAACCGUUACAAACCCGUCAACCCAGUGCUUGGAGAGACAUUUGAAUGUAUAAGACAGGACCGCGGCUUUAGGCUCAUCAGUGAACAGGUUUGCCAUCAUCCUCCCAUUUCAGCCUGUCACGCCGAAUCGGACAAUUUCACCUUCUGGCAAGAUCAAAGGUGGAAGAAUAAAUUCUGGGGGAAGUCCCUGGAAAUCUUGCCAACGGGAAUGGUCAACGUCACUCUUCCAAAAUAUGGAGAUCACUAUGAGUGGAACAAGGUGGUGACGUGCAUUCAUAACGUCUUCAGUCAGCAAAGAUACCUGGAGCACUACGGAGAGGUCACCAUUCAAAACCUCAACAACAGCACCUGCACCUGCAAGAUCACGUUUGUCAAGUCUCGCUAUUGGGGUUCAGACACAAACAAAAACGAGGUGCAGGGGACGGUGCUGGACGAGAGCGGGAGUGUUAUUCACAGAUUUGGGGGUCUGUGGCAUGAGGGCAUCUUCUGUGAUACUCUGCCCUCUCCCAAAUGUGUCUGGAAACCAAACCCACAGCCAAAGGAUCACCUCUUGUAUUAUGGCUUCUCUUCUUUUGCAAUGGAGAUGAACGAACUGCCCCCAGAGCUGGAGCCUUUCCUGCCUUUAACCGACACAAGACUGAGACCAGACCAAAGAAUGUUGGAAGAGGGCCUGGUGGACGAAGCAGACAGAAAAAAAGAUGAGAUCGAGGAACUUCAGAGGCUGCGAAGGAAGGAGCUUGCCAAAAAGGGGGAAGAGCAUGUACCUAGAUUCUUCAAGCAAACCAAGGACCAGUGUGGGCGGGAUGUGUGGGUGACCAAUGGGACUUACUGGGAUCUCAGAGAGGACCCAGGUUUUGCAAGUUUAGACUGUCUAAAACUUUGGUGACUUUGCUAUCUAUCUGCAUAUUUAAAGGUCCUAUAUUACGCAAACCUGACUCUUGUGAGCUUUAAGGUGUGUUAGAAUGUAUCUGCCUCCUCAAAAACAUACCUGGAGUUGUGUUUUAUUUCAUUCAUCCUUUAUUAUUAGUCUGUCUACAUCUCCAAACCUCAAAAUGUUCUGUAAGUUAACAGCUACAUUUUACCUUUAAUUCAGGAGAGAUUGUCAUUUCCAGGUCUGAAAUCAUCCAGAUGACACUAGUUAAGAUGUAAAAACACAAUGACACAUUUAUUGUAUUACCACAUGACAUCACAAGGUGGAACAGAGCCUAAAUAUGCAGUUUAUGUUUGUGUGUUAAACAUGUGAAUAAAACAAAACACAACUCCAGCUAGUUUGUGAUGAGAAAACAACAAUAUAUAUAACUCAGAACAUAGUGUAAUAUGGGCCCUUUAAACAAAUCUUAUAUGUUGAAAUACAGAAAGCAUUCAUGAUCCAGUGAA
Messenger RNA from Boleophthalmus pectinirostris (great blue-spotted mudskipper), 3137 nucleotides. It is a transcript of the gene osbpl7, whose product is annotated as oxysterol binding protein-like 7. NCBI's taxonomy places the organism in Eukaryota, Metazoa, Chordata, Actinopteri, Gobiiformes, Gobiidae. The transcript is spliced from 21 exons. Gene Ontology annotation, molecular function: cholesterol binding. The record is from RefSeq and is a predicted model, not a curated record. Gene Ontology annotation, cellular component: cytosol; perinuclear endoplasmic reticulum; plasma membrane.